Molecule: messenger RNA, 3447 nt
Organism: Melanotaenia boesemani (Boeseman's rainbowfish)
Lineage: Eukaryota; Metazoa; Chordata; Actinopteri; Atheriniformes; Melanotaeniidae
Gene: dact1
Product: dishevelled-binding antagonist of beta-catenin 1
Exons: 4
Coding region: 342-2651 (769 amino acids)
Biological process (GO): negative regulation of canonical Wnt signaling pathway; negative regulation of JNK cascade; regulation of Wnt signaling pathway, planar cell polarity pathway
Cellular component (GO): cytoplasm
Source: RefSeq, a predicted model, not a curated record
ACUUCACUGAGGAGCUGUUGGUCAGUGUGUGCACAGCUCCUGGAGGAUCGCAGGUGAGAUGAUGGAGGCCCUCCGGACCCUUGGCGGACUUCUGUCGGGUUUUCUCAAAUGCAGCAGAUCUACCCGGACAGUUACCUGAAAGAACCCGGGACCGGCUUACCGCGUUCGUUUUUUUUACAGCUACCGUUAAGCCACCGGUUGAUACCGGGAGCUGCGGGAUCUGGGCUGGACCGGUUUGUGUGUUUUGUUUAAAUCCCUGCUUUCAGAUUCACAAUGCUCCAGAACCGCCCAAAGCCCUCCAGACCCUGAAGCUGCAGAGACCCCGCGGUCCACCGGAAGAGAUGCCGCUGUCCAGAUCCUCUUUGCGGGACUCAGGCGGAGCGGGUUCCAGUGAUCCGGAUGCCGCGGACCGGCUGCGCUCCUUCCGGGACCGGCUGGAGGCCGUGGUGUUCGGGCUCGGGGAGCUGGAGUACCUGCGGGAGCGGCAGGAGGCGGUGGUCCGGGCCGCUCUGGAGAGGGAGGAGGAGAAGGAGCCCCGGAGGCUGCCUCACCGGAGCUCCGAGGAGAACAUCCUGCUUUUGAGGAAACAGCUGAGCUGUCUGAGGAGGAAGGAUGCUGUGCUGAUCACUCAGUUACAGGAGCUGGACCAACAGAUCAGUGACCUGCGACUGGAUCCUGAGGGAUCACAUGACCAGCUGGAAACGGACAGCCGACCAAGCUCAGGUUUCUAUGAGCUGAGCGAUGGGACAUCUGGCUCCCUCUCAAACUCGUCCCACUCUGUUUUCAGUGAGGGUUUCUGUCCAGCAGCUGACACAGAUGGACACUUCCAGUCCACAGAGGAGCUGGUCAGCUGUUUGGACAGUAGCGUCUUAGUUGGAGGACUUUGUGAUGAUCUGUCUCCCUUUGCUGCAGUUUGCCACUCGCUCUCAACUCCUCCCCCGCGCCCCAUAAAUGCAGCAUCCUUGGUAGUCUCUGACUCUCAGUCUAAAUCCCCUGGUGACCCGUUGGCCUGCAACAUCUACUGCUACCUGAGCCCGCUGUGCGCUGUGGCAAUCCAAAGCUCCACCUUCCUGCAGACCUUUUCUUCUGGAGCUCGAGGCAGAGAUGACACUGGUACUGAGUCUCUGAAACCAGAACCCACACCUCCAUCUGACUCGGUUUCAGACCCUCAGAUCUUCUCUUCUUCCCAGAAUAACAUGGACAGUUACAUUUACAGCCUACUGCAGCGGAGGGCCCAGCCCAUCAGGACCAGUAGACCUAGGACCAGCAUCAUCAUGGACCCCUCAAAGAGCCUCCAGCAGCAGGCCGGUCUCUGUGUGAGACCAGCUUUUAGUCCCAGUCCUGCUUUUGGAGCCAGAGCGUUUGAAAUAAAACCCUGUCAAUCUGCUGAGGAGCAGGAAGCUAACGUGAUUCAAACGGGCCUCCUCAGGUACCAGACCAGCCGCAGAACUUUGGUCUCCAACAGAGACGUUUACAGAACCACUAAUGGUCUGACAAGGAAGAGGAGCCGAGGACUUCCUCCCUUAGCUGGGGCUGUGAAAGCUCCUCUGAAGGACCUUUGCAAAUGGGGCCCUCCAACUCCAAAUUCCUCCCCCAAAGAGACAUCAUGUUGCUCCACCCACCAAGAGCUGCUUCUUAAAUCACCUCCACCUGUCAGAACACAGCUGGACUCUCCCAAGAACCGCUUCGAUCUGGUCCAAAGUGGCCCAGUAGUGAGGGGUGAAAAGUCAGAUCUGGUGGGAGGAGGAGGAAGAGGAAGGAGGAAGAGCAGCAAAAAUGGUCCCUCCAAGCAGAACGGUGUGAAACCCUGCAGGGGGAGCAACAAGAACACCAAGAACAGCACGAAGAUGGUUCUGGUUUCUCAAAACAACGAGCCGCCUUUGGACCGGAGAUGUGAGAUAAACCACCAAAAACCCAGUUCCAAGAAAUUCCAGGUCCUGGAAGGUGGAGCCUCCGCCCACAUCAAGGUGUCAACAAGAAGGAGGUGUGUGCCUGCAGCCGUUCUGGAACACCACCUUUCCAGUAACAAAGCCACAGCAGCUCUGAACACUGUCCAAUCAGCUGUGUUUAAGCAGUAUCACCGUGGCAACCGCCAUCAUCACCAUGGACGCAGUCAGGCGGUUGUCACAAAGCCGAAGAGCAAACGCAGUGAUUACUGCCGGUUACAUGCCAUCAUGGAGGUCCCGUCUGACGGGGCAGCAAGGCGAGCCCAGCGCCGGCAGAGGAAGGAGGUUCUGAGCAGCUCUGGAUCCAACAUGCACCCUUCUUUCAGAGGGCAGCGGGGGGGCUAUGCUGCAGCAAGUGACUCAGAGUAUUCAGCAGAGUGUGUUUCCCUCUUCCACUCCACCAUCGUGGACACCAGCGAGGAUGACAAGUCCAACUACACCACCAACUGUUUCGGGGAUGGCGAGUCCAGCAAGGAGGAAGAGGUGGAGGAGAGCUUCACCUCCAGUGGUACCGAGGAGAGUGUCGGAGGAGGAGCUGGGGGACGGGGCAGGAGGUGGAGGUGGUCUGGAUCCACCAGGGUGGGGGGGCAGGUCAUGAGUUCAGCUCAAACCAUGGCUUGUGUAAAGGUUAAGGCAUCUUACCACCUGAAGAAGAAGAUUUUGAGGUUCAGGUCAGGAACUCUCAAGCUCAUGACCACGGUGUGACCUGCCGGACUCGGCCCGACCUACACCGGUCCUGCUGUUUCAUCUGUGCGUAAGUUUAGCGGAGAGCUGCGACAAGGCGCUUCUGGGAUGCUUCUGACAUGUGCUGUGGAGCCCAGUGGGAACCGAACUGUUGACUAAAAAGCAGCGGAGGCUAUAACGUGGUGCACAUGCACCAGGUGGAAACGAGGGGUUAGUGGUAAAUGUCAUGUUCUCCGCCACAGAUAUGAUGAUAGUGUGUUGGAGGUGUUUAGUAGAUUCUGUCAAUUUACUUGUUUCCUGAAAGCAACUUGAAAGAGGGAAUGCCUUCAGCCUCCUGUGUUCUCUCAUGAUUCCACGCCCCCAUCUUCUGUAGCCACGCCCAGACUGGUGUCAGACUGAAACUAGUCUGACACCAGCCUGAAACCAGUCUGAUCCUGCUUUUAUUCAGUCUCAAUAAAACAACUUUCCAUUAGACUGAUUCUAUCAUGUCUGAUCUUCAGUUUGAUUUGACAGGAAACCACCAACCUGAGUCUUUCUAUCAGGUUUUUUCACUUUUAUAGUCAGCUUAUCAGUUCAUAAAUUUAUAUUAGUUUUUAUCUGUUUUCAUACAUUUUCCAUCAGGUUUACAUGAUGAUACCUUUAUACGUGAGGAGCUUCCAUGGCUUGAUGCUGUAGAACUGUAGUCACCUGCUCCACCCUGCAGAUGUUAACAUCUACCUGCUCCUCCAGGAAUUGGCAAAUCCCAUGAAAGUAUUCUUACUGUGUUUCUGUUUCAGCUGUUUCCUCUGAUGUCAUUAAACGUGAACUUUACCCUGAA